UUGGUACUCGACAGUUGAUAAAAGAUAGCGGUGGCUAAACAGAAGUCAGUACUCACCCGCUAUCCGACCUGUCGAUAGACAGGAGACCACAUCUCGUCUUCGUAGCUUUCAUAAUCAUACGUCGCGAGGACUUAUAUCAAAUUAUAAUUUUGUUUGAUUUAAAGGGAUGUGGAAGAAAACUAAAAGAUAUUUAGGGUGGCACGGUAUCGAUGAUAAAUAAUAAUAAUAAUAUUAAUAAUAAGGAAGAAAGUGGUGCUAGGGAUUAAACAACGGUGAUCGAGUGAAAAUGUUCAAAGGACAGGACUACGCAAGAUUCGUUUAUAUUGUUAAGAUUUAUCCGGAAGAACGGUUGACAAUCUUCGAUUUUCGAUUCUUCCUGAUAUAAAGAAAUCAAAGAAUAAAAAGAUAAUAAAUGAAAUUAAUAAUAAAUGUCGUGUGGAAUAACGACGAAUAGGAGGAAUUUGUUGAAUUCACCUGGUUGUUCAACGAUAGGUGAAAGAGUAAAAGAUCAAAUCAUGCACGAUGACAAACAGCGCGACUAGACUCGAUCAAGAUUGGAUGAGGAUGGUCGAAUUACGUACUGGCGUUGGUAUGACGGGAGGAUUGGACAGCCCAUCGUCGAGUCGGCUUCAUUAUAUGAUCUUAACGAUCUUCGAUACGAUCUUUUCAGCCAUAAUAGCUGCACCCGCGGUGGUCGGUUAUUGGAGAGGUACCUGGGGUUUAAGCGACACUUAUCUUUACAAAGACAAUAAAAACCUCAGUAGUUUCGUCUCGAUAGUGAUAGGCUUUACAGGAUUAUUCUUCUUCAGCAUCACACAACACCGUCUCAAUGAUCUUUUGCAUCCAGACAAACAUAGGUUGUCCUAUUACGCGGGAUCAAGAAUCUACACAGCUGUAUUUGGUUUUUGUUGUGUUAAUGCAUGGCGUGGCGCCUGGCAAGCCCUCGAUUUGUACAUGGGACUGGACCCAAUCAGCGUCUCCUUAACCACCGCGACCAGUCUUCUAGCGCUAGCGAUUAUGCGUGCCAUCAGAAAUGUUUCCGCGCCGCCCUUCUCCCUUAGCCUCGAUUCCUGUCCCGGAUACUUCGAAGUGCAGACUAUGUUUCGCGUAAACAAUACGAGGGGCUGGUCGUUGUACUUACUCGAUUGUGCGUUUAGUGUUGGGGUCGUUGGUACAUUGGUCGUAUUUGUUUGGAGAGGAGUAUGGAUUCUCUUUGAUAUUUAUCUUCUUCCAGAAAAUAGGGAAUACUCUGCUCUAGGUUCUCUCGCAAUCGGCUAUGUAAUAGUAGUCGUAACGUUUAGUUUACAACCCCUGAUGCGUUACGUUUGCGCACGUUUGGAUGGUCUCGCACGUCUUAUAAUGGCCGACUUAUUCCUCCUUCUUAGUUUCCUAGGAACUGUCAAUGUUUGGCGCGGUAUUUGGAACUUAUUAGAUCUAUGGCUCCUGCCAAAUAAUUUAGUAGUCUCCUAUUGGAUAACAUCGAUAGGUUGUUUCGUCUUUCUUCUAUUACUCAAUUGCAGUAAUUCCAUUCUCGUUCGUGGAGUUUACAUCGAUGCUGAAGAAGACGAAGGCAAAUGUGUUAACUUUCCUUGUCAUUAUCUUCGACUAUUUGUCAAGAUCGAACGUGAAAAAAAGGAAGCCAGAAAACGUAAUCUAUUAAGCGCAACCAAUAAUUUUGCUUCUUGUACCGAUGGAACCGGCAAAGAUGCUGAGAAUGGAUCACUUCUUCAAAAUACCACAUCUACUACGAUCAUUUCUGGAAAUCAUCCCGAAUCUCUCGUAUAAGAUUACUGCCAAAUCCAUCGAAUGCGUUCCUAGGAGUGGUAACGAAAAAAGAAAAAGAAAAGAGAAAAUAAAGCCCAUGGAAAAAAAGCUGGAUCGAUAAUAUGAUCGGAUUUACGCUUAAUAGAAAAAUGUACACGACCAAAAGGAUGAAAGGAAAGGAAAGGAAAGAAAGAAAGAAAUAAAUCCAAACUCUUUCAAUUAAUUAUUUCUAUUUAAUUUACCAAGAAAUAGAGAGUGUUAACGAGUCGUUAACUUCAAGUCAAGAAGAAGAAGAUGAAGAUGAAGAUGAAGAAGAAGAAGCAAGAGUGACAUGAUACAUUUUGUAAAAUCGUGGGCACAAUUAGCCAAUGGCAUAAAAUACUCGUCAUCGUUCUAAGUGAAAUUAAAAAAAAAAAAAAAAAA
Messenger RNA from Polistes dominula (European paper wasp), 2187 nucleotides. RefSeq lists its product as uncharacterized. NCBI's taxonomy places the organism in Eukaryota, Metazoa, Arthropoda, Insecta, Hymenoptera, Vespidae. The record is from RefSeq and is a predicted model, not a curated record. Gene Ontology annotation, cellular component: presynaptic membrane. Gene Ontology annotation, biological process: neuron-neuron synaptic transmission; clustering of voltage-gated calcium channels; neuromuscular synaptic transmission.